GGAGAACGUUUAUAUCUUGUUACAGAAAAUUUUCAACGCAAUGACAAUCAUCUUUUGCAGCAUAAACUCAUAAACGUUGUCAUCGAACUAGAACCAUCGAUAGAUUGUGAAAUUUGGUCAAAUUUUCGAGUGAACGCCGUAAAUCUAACGCAUCCUACGCGCGUGCAGAAGCAUUCAUUGUAGCGUGUGCGCAGCUCAAUGGACGCGCGCAGCUUCUCUUUGUGCUUGUGAAAUGGCAUGCACGCAAAAGGAAGUGCUCCCAUAAAAUAAAGAAUAAGAAAAAAGGUGAUCGGUGAAAAGCUUGGAGAGAGAGAAAGAGGGAGGGAGAGAGAGAGAGACAAUAGAAGUGCCCCCGCAUCCCCAUAAUAGCUGCGCGUGCGCGCAUAAAGUUGUACAGCGGUAAAGGGGGCAUGACCGCGACGGCAGCAGCGUGAGUGGGAGGAACGAACUAGCGAACGAACGCCUCGCAGUCUCUCUCGAUGGCGAAGACGAGUCGGACGGAUAGGUAAAUAAGAGAUUCCCGUAGGCGACGGUGUGUGUGUACGGAGACGCGAGUUUGCAAACAUGGACGCGAGCGCCGAGAGAGAGUGCAGUGCACUAGGCUGCCUCUUCCAACAGAUCAUCCUCGACAUGAAGAACGGGGCUCCACUCUGGGAGGAUCUCAUCUCCAAGGCGACCAAACUGCACACUUGUCUCAAGGCCGCGAUACUCGCAAUAUCAGCGUACCUCGAGGCCUUCCAAAAGAUUGCUGACGCUGCCACCAAUGCUCGAGGAGCUACCAGAGAAAUUGGGACAGCUCUCACGCGGAUUUGUCUAAGGCACAAAGCCGUCGAGACAAGAGUCAAAUCUUUUACCAGUGCUAUAAUGGACUGCUUGAUUAUUCCCCUGCAAGACAAAUUAGAAGAUUGGAAGAAGUCAUUGGUAUAUUUAGAUAAGGAGCAUGCUAAAGAAUAUAAAAAGGCAAGAACAGAAUUGAAAAAGACAUCAAGUGAUACAUUAAGAUUACAGAAGAAAAAAGCCCGUAAGGGUUUACAACAACAGCAGAUUUAUGGCACAUUGCCACAUGCUGUCAGUCAAGGUAAUGCUUCCAGUGCCACUGAUGUUGAACUAGGCAGACUCCUUGAAUCGUCGGCCGCCGUUGUCCAAGAGAAACGCCAAACAUUAGAGGAGACUGAAAGGAAGGCUGUUAGGGCUGCUUUAUUAGAGGAGAGGGGACGGUUUUGUCAGUUUGCCAAAUUUUUGAAACCUGUUCUUGACGAAGAAAUCGCGAUGCUGAUGGAAAUGACGCAUCUGCAAGAAGUAGCAGAGCAGUUGGAGAAACACACAGCGUUACCCCAACAGUUACCACCGGCUUCAGAACAAGUGAUAACAGACUUGAAAGGUCGCGACCCGUCGCAAUGGUCUUUGGCAACUCCACCCUCAAGCCCCUCGCUAUCACUUGGCUCGCGUAAGAGUUCCGUCUGCUCAAUCAGCUCGUUAACAAGUAGCAGCAGCGGAUCGUGUAAAAGCCAUCCAAGCCCUUCGGCUGGCUAUCCAUCGUCGGCUUGGCACCGAUCCGUUUCACAGCAGCCCUUCAAUGGUAUGGUGACGCUGCGUCACCGUCACCGUUCUAUCAACGGUGGUUCGCGCGACUCCGGUUUCACAUCGCUUCAAGAGACACUUUACUUGCAACCAAUGUACAGAAGACAGGUGUCGUGCACAUUACCACAGACUGAUCGAGGAUCGCAACCCACAGCAACUUCGACGUGGCCUGAUCUUCAGCAAGAAACUGCUCGUGUUGAUUCGCAAGAUCCCAAUGCCGCGAACGAAAGACCUCAUACCAUUUCAUCAGCGUAUGAAAAGGGUCAUCAGAGGCCAGCACUGAGUGUCUACACGUUCCAAGCUCCAGAGCAAAGUAGUAGUCAACCAGCGUCGCCGGUUUCGAAUCCUGUAGUAAAUGCACAACUGAACGCGGCGAGAUUGCAACAAAGAAAAAAUAGCAGUGGAAGUUUAGGUCGCGAGAGACCGCCAAUACCAAACAGGUGUUCGAGCUUAGAGAGGCCAACUGUUCCGGCACGAGUCGAUUCGGAUCCCGCGAAUCAGGGCUCCAAUAGUCCCAGAGCUAAAACUAAAUUGCCAAUUCCUGCUCAUCUGGCAAAAGAAUUAGCAUCGCAACAGCCUCACCUAUUCCAUCAGCCCAUGUACGUUAAUAUGCACGAACUGGCAAGUUUGGCGGCUAGCCGAGCUCAAGAAAUGCACCCACCACCACCUCCACCUCCUACUACUACAUCUAACGAUAUUGCAACGACUGACAAUAACACAAAGACUUCGGAAACAACGAAGACUGUCAAAGAAAUAACAGAUACUAUAUUAUCGUCAACUACGAAUGUGAGUAACAGUAACGUGGAGUAUACCGAACGGUUAUCCGUGAGUGCGAUAGUACAACGUCGCAACUCCCUGCAACAAGCAAAUAAACCAGCUCCACCAACAAGACGCGUGUCGGCUAUUGUGGGUGACAGCUUUGACGAUCGCGCCAGUAAUCAUAGCGACGAUCUGGACAGCUUGCCCCCACCACCAGCUUUCUUACUAGAAGGUUCAUCCCCGCCGAGUGCUGCUGGCAGCCCUGCUUCACAGAGAAGGUCCAUUUCCGUAUCAGAAACAGUAAGAACGCUGACGGAAUUACGCCACACUCCAGCAAGUCCAUCCCUUCUGCGCCGUAAAGUCACAGUACAGGCGCACACUUAUGCCCACGCUCAACUAACCCCCGAGGGAAAAACAUUGACUAGAGUGAACGCAGGAUCACGCGAUAGAAAUUCGAGUCCGGACUCGCGUAAUAGCCAACAGUCAAUUCAAGGACCCGGCGGGGUAGCGCACAGUUUCAUGGCGGCGCUGAAUGCCAAACUGACAAGCAGCGUGACUUUAGGUUCCUCGUCGACAGGCGAAAAUUCGGCGAAUAACAGUCCCAAACCCACAAGAAAGCUCACAGUUGACCAGCAACAGCAACAGAAUUCAAAUCGCAGCUCAAGAACAUCCAACGAGUUCCUCGACACGUUCAACGCAAGGCUGUCUCAUCAGCAACCUCAAUCUCAACGAAUCAGUAUGAGAUCUGCAAGCGUAAGACGUCUUAUGGCUAAUAGAGUACCGAUUCUCGAUCCGAUACAGGUCAGAGGCUCAUUAAUGGAUCAAAUACGUAGAGGUACGUCGUUGCGCAAAACUGCCGGACCGAUCAAUGACAGAUCGGCGCCGAAGAUUUACUAAUGUCUAGGGGCAGACAGUUGGCUCUUCUUAUCGAGUACUUUUUAAGCCUUGUUCAUACAUACAUAUACAUACGCGCGAUUAUCUUUGUCAUGGGUUUACGUAUCGGAAUGUUCUAUAUUUUUAAUGAUAUACUCGUGUUAGAUUAGGCCAUAUAUGGUUCUCUAAACUAUAAAGAUUAAGUGUUUUUAUUGUCAUUGUCGACAAAGUAAACAAAGAAGAAAAUAUAAUGGGUCUAAGGGAUGAUAUCAAAAUACGAUUUUUACGACGUAUGAAACUAUAAAACGACUUAAUCAAAAUAACAAGACAAAUGCAAGCAACGUGUUCAUGUCACUAAAAAUACUUACUAAGAAAUCAAUUUUUCAAAUUUGUCUGUGUUUGUUCGUAGAAAGAAAGAGAAAUGAGAUAAGCGAGGCUGAUUUUUUAAAAAGCGCGUCAAAAUGAAUCUCGCGACUCGAUAAGAAUGAUAAAACGUCCAUAUCUGCGAGCGCGGCAAGUACAACGCGCCACGCAAACCUGUCCGUGACAGGAUUUAUAACUGUACCUCCAAUAUGUAUUUUAUCUUCACUAGUAAUCGUUUUUACUCGUCGUCUCUUUCAUUUCGUUAUAAUCAUGAUUUUUUUAUUUCUCGAUGAUUUUGAAUAAUCAUCAUUUUUUUAUUUAAUCCAUUGUAUUCGAAACGAGAGACUGAGGUGCGUGAAAGUUAAGCGUUCCCGCGUGUAGUUCUGUAAAAGUAACGCCCGAAUCGAUCGACUCAAUCACUCAAGCGUCCUAGUAUUAAUUGUGCGUUUUUUUGUUUCAUUUUAUUAUUUAACUUUGCGUAGCCUCACAGGCACUCCGUGCGAUCUAUGCACGUGGGCGCGUGAUAUUAACCAAAUAAUUUUUACGUAGCACGUAGAGUAUUAGCGUAUCCGAGGCUUAUAUAAGAUUAUAAAAGUGAAAAAAAAAAUGACGAGAAGAAAAAUAAAAUACACACACAUGCAUAUGUAAUAUUUUGCCAGAGUAUAAGCGAGCGCAUAAUCCCUAUUUUUGUAUUAUUUCUGCAAGCGAUAUAUAAGUAAAAAUUGAACAAUACGCCUGCUAUACCAUACCAUAAUAUCUAGAUAAGAUAUAUCCAGAUGCAUUGUAUAAACGUGUUAGACGUUUGUAAUUAUUUUGACAAAAUUUGUGCAAUUUCAGUAACAAUAAUGAAAAAAAUAAUACACAACAGCAUGGUGGCCUAAAAAAACGACGAGAAAUUCGAUAGUUCACGCAUAGCAGCGCUAUUUUUGUAUGCGUCAACGUAUUAAAAACGAGCAAUGAAAGUUUCCUCACCGAUUAGUUGUAUUCAUAUGCUUAACCACGCGCACGUAGUCCCUUUGAAUUGAGCAUCUUUUGCCAAAACAAUUAUGAUCGUUGGUCGGUAAAGCACAGCUGUUUUGUCUACUUUGUUUCCUUUAUAAUUGCGUUCCUCCUUUACUAUAUCGGGGCGCGUCAGUUUCUUCCUUUCACCUUCAAUAAUUCUUUGAAACAUUUCAUUGACGUGAAUUAGAUUUAGUAACUGAGAAGAAAGGAAAAAAUUGAUAAAAAAGAUCGACACUCGUGAUUAUAUAAACAAGUUCAACAGAGUGCAAAAGAGAUUAUAAGGAAGGCGCGCGACGUCUUGCGAAUCGGCGAUCAACAAGUUGACGAACUGCCAAUUACCUAGAAUUAAUCAAUAAGCAGGAGUAAAAUUAUUAAACGAUAUAAGGAGACUAAUGAAAAAAGUAUCAAUAAUAUAUAUAUAUAAAUAUAUAUAUGCGAAUAGUGUAACUGCUGAAACGCCGCUAUUUAGAUGACACGUUAGGAAUUGCCGAUACGCCAGACGGCGACGUGUUCUCGCGACGCUUGACGCGUAAAAUCUGCUACGUAAGAAGAUUAACUAUAUUUAAUGUAACUAUUGUCUAAAGGAUGUUGUUAAUUUGUAUUAAUAAUUACUUGUAUGUCGCAGUAAUGGCGAGGAGAACAGAACGCAAGAUUAACGAGUAAUGAGCAGGAAAUAAAGAGAUAAUAUCUAAGGGAAUUUCCUUCGACUUUUAUUCUGUCAUUGUUACCUAUUUCAGCGAAAUACAUUUUCUUCACUGAGUUGAUAUUUCUGC
Phymastichus coffea is the source of this 5351-nucleotide messenger RNA. RefSeq names its product protein MTSS 2-like. The transcript is spliced from 13 exons. Gene Ontology annotation, biological process: cell projection assembly; plasma membrane organization. The record is from RefSeq and is a predicted model, not a curated record. Bases 565 to 3237 code for a protein of 890 amino acids. Gene Ontology annotation, molecular function: phospholipid binding; actin binding. NCBI's taxonomy places the organism in Eukaryota, Metazoa, Arthropoda, Insecta, Hymenoptera, Eulophidae. Gene Ontology annotation, cellular component: actin cytoskeleton; cytoplasmic side of plasma membrane.